This is a messenger RNA of Physeter macrocephalus (sperm whale), 1377 nucleotides long. Its product is annotated as zinc finger CCCH domain-containing protein 4-like. Gene Ontology annotation, cellular component: nucleus. Gene Ontology annotation, biological process: negative regulation of DNA-templated transcription. Gene Ontology annotation, molecular function: RNA binding. The record is from RefSeq and is a predicted model, not a curated record. Lineage: Eukaryota; Metazoa; Chordata; Mammalia; Artiodactyla; Physeteridae. The transcript is spliced from 4 exons. Bases 230 to 955 code for a protein of 241 amino acids.
UAAAAAAAAUAAAAAAAUAAAUGGGCAGCCAAUAGCUCCCCUUAGUACAGUUGUGAGGAUCAAAAGAUUUUACGUUUUUAUACUCGAACCCAGUCAGUGCUCCCAUGUCCAUCCAGCAUUUAAGAUCUUCCACCUACUAAGCAAGCUCUAGGUUCUUAGCUCCCCCAAAGCACUACCAAGGACCGCCCUCCCCGCCCAAGGAUAACAUCAUCAACCCAGGUCUCUAGUGAUGUCAUCUCCGGGCCUGUUCUGCUUCAUCCUCCGGAAACCUACAACUCCAGGCACCCGGUCUCCAGCCUUCGGUUAUUUUUUUCUCUCCAUAGCCCGAAUUCCUUCUUUCCCAUUCUCCCACCUAAAACUUUCGACUCUUCCCGCCUUCCCUCAAGGAACUAUGGAGGCCGCGCCCGGGACCCCCCCGCCGCCGCCAUCAGAGUCGCUGCCGCCGCCAUCGCCACCACCGCCAUCAACGCCUUCGCCUCCUCCGUGUUCCCCCGACGCCUGCCUGGCCACCCCGCACCUCCUCCACCACCGCCUCCCGCUCCCUGACGACAGGGAAGAUGGGGAGUUGGAAGAAGGCGAACUGGAGGAUGACGGGGCCGAGGAGACCCAGGACGCCUCCGGAGGCCCCGAGAGGAGCCGGAAGGAGAAGGGGGAGAAGCACCACAGCGACUCAGAUGAGGAGAAGUCUCACCGGAGGCUGAAGCGGAAACGCAAGAAAGAGCGGGAGAAGGAGAAGAGGAGAGCCAAGAAAAGGAGGAAAUCCAAGCACAAACGCCACGCUUCUUCCAGCGAUGACUUCUCUGACUUCUCAGAUGACUCGGAUUUCAGCCCCAGUGAGAAGGGGCACCGCAAGUACAGAGAGUACAGCCCCCCCUACGCACCGGUGAGUGACUGCUGGUCAGGGGCCCCCGUGGGGCUCGGAGCCGGGGGUAAUGAAAUCACCCGUGUUUCCUGAGCGCUGGCUGUGUGCUGGGCAUUCUUACGUGGCACUUUACACGGAUUUUAAUUCUGCAAGAUUAGGUAUUGUUUUUAUCCCCGCUUUAUAGGUGAGGACACUGAGACUUCGAGAACUUAAGCCAGGUUGCACGGCUCUGAAGUAUAGGAGCUGGGCUUGAGCCCAGUCAGUGGCUGAUUGCCAUACUUCUCUAUGUCACCUUUUCUCGUGGCCUUUGCAGGGCUCGUCAUAUCCCCUGUCCCCAAGAAAGAUGAUGAUUUGUCCCUGUGAGAGCUGACUUUUCCACUGUUCAGCAGUGUCCUUUUGUGGAAAAUUGGCAAGAGAAUGAAACGGUUACGGGAGUAAAUCAUCUCGGAUGUUGUGGGGUCAGAAGUUAUAUACCACUGAACUUAAGCAUAAAUUUAAAUUAUUUGUCAGGUUUG